AUGUCGACCUACUAUGUGGGACCUUUCGGGCUACCUGGAAAUCAUCCCUACCAACUUCCACCACCGCGCACAUUGGAGUCUCUGCAAUUUGGAACAGACCCGUUUCUAUCCCAGCGAAACCAUGAAGGAAAAGGGAACCCCAGAGUCCGCUCAAACGCUCUUGGACAUCAGCCAAUCGUGAACGAACAGCUCCCUUCCGUCAGCGAGCUGUUGACCCCAUCCUCUCGCUCAAGCCAAUCGGGGUCACCCCAUCGCUCACGGCUGUUCAGUUUCUACCAUCCUACUGGCGACAGCCGUGAGGUCGGUCAGAGUCGCCAUACGGCAACCCAUCAUGAUACCGGUCCUGUUCCAAGGACACCUCAAGGGGGUCCUCAAGGGAGACCCGAGGCCCACGCAGACCCCUUCUCGCGGCCGACGACUGGGAAUCUGCCUUCUCUCUCUCAAAUGUCCAUAUACACACCCGGAAAUGAGGCUCGCAUGCAUGCGAGCAUCCGUACAGAUGUCCCACAGCAACUAGCGCACCAAUCUCCCUUUACACCCCAGGCUCAUGCGUACCCCGAUAAGGAAAUAAGGGAAGAGAACCCAUCGCCAGUGGCUCACGAGAUCGGAAGCGCGGCAGCAAAUCAACCCCAGACGGCUCAAGUCCGUCCUCAUGUGGUCGACGAGCGGUACAUAGAGGGUGAAGGCUGGUGUUACAUCUACGCUGACGGGUCCCAUUGUCCCAAGACCAUUGACGGUGUGGCUGUAAACGCCAACUGGGGCGUAACUAAGGCCGGAAAACCGCGGAAAAGAUUGGCACAAGCCUGCCUUACCUGCCGGGAGAAGAAGAUCAAGUGCCAACCUAAUCUCCCAAAAUGCGACCAAUGUCAGAAGUCGGGAAGGGAGUGCCGGUUCGAGAGCGCACCACGAGGGAACCGUGCAGCAGCGAAAGCCAACACGCAUGUCAACAGAUAUGACGCGAGAGACACCUCCUCCUCCUUUGCCGGUCAUCACCCUUCUAGCUCAUCCAACUCGAUCUACUCCGUCGUAAGGGCUUCUGAAAGCUCCGCAUCCCUCCCUGGCACCAAUUCACAGUCGCCAAUGUCUGAGGCCUCCAUGCUUACACCCCCUGCCAUCAACAGUGUCCACGAACCUAGCCUGGAAUCGGAUCAACUUUACAGAGCGAGACGACAGAGCCUCGGCAGGCCAUCUGCCGGCGCUGAGGAUCUAAAUCGGCGGUCUGUGGAAGGCAACUCAGCCCGUGCUACACCUGAUUACACUGAGAUCUUGAUGGAAAUGAGAGAUCUGGACCCACACGAUCCCCUUGCGCACGAGUGGAACACGGAUCCUUAUGAAAGCGAUGCGGAACUUACAACUCACUAUGUUGAAAAUUAUUUCACUCAUGUGAACGACAGCUUGUAUUAUAUAUUCCCCCGAAGGCGCUUCCUCUUGUGGUUAAGAUCGUGCCAUACGAAGUCGCUGGAGGACAACAUGCUUCUUUACUCAAUGAUGACCUUGGGAGCGAUUUUCUCGGAUCGACCUGACAGACUUGCGGCCAUGAAGAGGGCCUCACGCACGGCCCGCUACGCCGUGGAACAUAGUCGUCAUAACCUCUCUUUGCAGCUCGCACAAUCUCGGAUUAUCAUGAGCCUUUGGUAUUACGCCAUCGGUACUCUAGAGAAGUCCUGGGAUGCUGUCGGUGCUGCAGUUCGAACGGUAUGUGGAUUACGGUACAAUGUUGAGUCGGGAGGGGUUAUUGUGGAUCGAAACCGGGUCUGCGAAUAUGGCUUGCAUCCCCAGGCCCUGAUAGAAUGUCGUCGUAGGACAUUCUGGGUCGCCUUUUUGAUGGAUGUGAGUGCUCUUCCCCUGCCGUCCCAGCAGUUCGAUAUUGGGAGCCAGCUAACCACAGCUUAUAUUAGAUUGCCUUGUCGCGAAGAAGUUUUCGAGGCUCAGCAAUAUACGACUGUACCAUACUUUCAAAGCUUCCUCAAUCAGCCGCCCGCAUCAACGGAUGAUGAGCUCUCCGAAUUGAGUGCCAUGGCGCUUCUGAUAGAAAUGGUAUCUCUUUGGGGAGAGGUAUCGGAUCACGUCUUCCGCUUGUCCCUGGUUCCUGUGGAGUCAUCCACCACUCCGUUCGAGGAUUUUUAUGCCACAAUCUGCCGGCGUGCAGACGCAUGGGUUGCCAGGCUGCCAGAACAUUUGAGAUUCAGCGCUCUGAAUAUGGAGCGAAGCGUUCGGGCGAGAAAACCUGAUCCGUUUUUCUCGAUACAUCUGUUAUAUCAUGCAACAAUGAUGAAACUGAAUAGACAUGCGCGUGGCCAGGACUUUCGCGCUAAGUUUGUGAGCAGGCAUGUUCGCACGGCCAGGACUCAUGCGGCGGAGACCCUGCGAAUUGCUCUCGCUUUGGCGCAUUACGCGGCUGAAUAUGACGCAUCGCAAGUCGUCAUAGACUCCGCAUCCUCGCAAGCAACUAUUCUAAACCCUUUCCUAGGCUAUGUGAUCCUGUCCGCAGUGGACAUCCUUAGUGCGGCCGGGUUGGUAGCUGAUAUGCCUGAAUGCGUCAAUCUCAUCAGAGGUGGCCUUGAGGCUGUCAAGGAGCUGGGUCGUUUUUGGGAGAGCUCGCUGUCAUUAGUGUCUCUCAUCGAGACUCGCCUGGAGCCAUUGAUGGAACUCCUCCACUGCCCGACCGAGCUGGACCGUAAGAUGGUGUUUGUUGCGAAGGGUCAUUCCCUGGACAGCCGGAUUCAGAACCAGCAGAGCCCGAUCACCGAAGAUCUUUUCUAUGGUGCUCUGCCCCACGACAGACUAUUCAGCGCGUUGGGGCUGGAAGACGCUUCAUGGACAGAAUCCAACAUACUCUGGAUCAGAGAAACAGACUGA
Molecule: messenger RNA, 2859 nt
Organism: Aspergillus thermomutatus
Lineage: Eukaryota; Fungi; Ascomycota; Eurotiomycetes; Eurotiales; Aspergillaceae
Product: Zn(II)2Cys6 transcription factor
Exons: 4
Coding region: 1-2859 (952 amino acids)
Biological process (GO): regulation of DNA-templated transcription; DNA-templated transcription
Cellular component (GO): nucleus
Molecular function (GO): DNA binding; zinc ion binding; DNA-binding transcription factor activity, RNA polymerase II-specific
Source: RefSeq, a predicted model, not a curated record